AUGGCAUCGAAUGCGACGGCGAACCGUGUGGCGCGGUGGGUGCAAGACAACCGCUUCGCUGCCGUAGCGCUUGCUGCGACGGUAACCGUAGCAAGCGCUGCAGGUCUGUAUUUCCUCACAAGCUCGGCAUCAGUGACGGGAACGUCGGCGCCCGGCUCUUCGGCGGCCUCUUCGAGCGGCAAGAGCAGCAGUAGCGCUGCCAAGAAGAAGCGUGCGAAGAAGGCGAAAAAGUCGAGCAAGGCGUCGACGGAGGGACCGAUCCUCGACGAUGCUGGUGAUGAACAUCUCGCCCGCUUGAGCGAAGCUGAGCUGGCUCGUUUGCCGCAGGAGCGCAAAGAGUCUGUGGCGCAAUACCUCAAGGGCCUAGGUAACAAAGCGUACUCGGACAAGAAGCAUGAAGAGGCCAUUCAGCAUUAUACCAAGGCACUGUCUCUUAUGCCCUCGGCCGUGUUUUACAGUAACCGUGCAGCGUGCUACGCCAACCUCGGACAGCCUGACAAGGUGAUCAGCGACUGCAACGAAGCGCUCAAGCUCGAGCCAACGUACAUCAAGGCGCUCAAUCGCCGUGCUGUGGCGACCGAGCAGCUUGGUGAAAAGAGCGCUGCCAACGGCGCUGAGGGCGAUCGUGCUCGUGAGCGUCUUGAACAGAGUCUCUCUGACUUUACGGCCGUCGCGAUCCUUGGCCAGUUCCGCGAUGUGAAUGCGACUGCGAGUGUCGAGCGCGUGUUGAGGAAGCUGGCUUCAGGCAAGGCCAAGAUGAUUCUGAGCAAGCGUGAGCCGCGUCUGCCGAGCCCUACGUUUGUGAAGGCGUACCUGGAUGCUUUCCGCCCUAAGCCAGCGCCCAGCAUUGGCGAUGACGCACCGCAGGGCGACCAGACGCUGAAGCGCGCGUUUGAGGCUCUGGAGGCGCAAGACUACGCACACUCGCUGUCGCUCUUCCAGGAGGCACUGCAGCAGGGACUGUCGACCCAGGAGCUUGAAGCGGCCGCCCUCAACAUGCACGGCACGUACAUGUUUGUGAUGGGCGAACCCAAGCGUGCGCUGGAGGACCUGGACCGCAGUAUAGAGCUGAGUCCAGAGAAUGUCCAGACCUGGGUCAAGAAGGCGAGCGUGCACGUCGAGCUCGGCGACAAGGACGCGGCCAUGGCCGACUUUGACCGGGCCGUGGCGCUGAACGCUGACGACGCCGACAUUUACUACCACCGCGGCCAAGUGCACUUCAUCCUGGGCGAGUUUGAGGCGGCUAUGAGCGACUACAGCAAGUCCACGUCGCUGGACGAUACGUUUAUCUUUUCGCAGGUGCAGCAUGCCGUGGCGAGCUACAAGCUCGGCAAUAUCGCGCGCAGCACAGCCGAGUUUUGCCGUAUCCUGAAGAAGUUCUCUGACUCGUCCGAGUCGUACAACUACUUUGGUGAGCUCAUGCUGGACCAGCAGCGCCACGAGGAUGCGGUCGCCAACUUUGACAAGAGUAUUGCCCUGGAGCAGGCCAAGCCGAAGGGCAAGAACGUUCUGCCGAUGAUCAACAAAGCGCUCGUGCUCUUCCAGUGGAAGCAGGACUUGUCAGGCGCGGAACAGCUGUGCCGAGACGCUCUGCGUAUCGACCCUGACUGCGACGUGGCGAUCGCCACGCUUGCUCAGCUGAGCCUGCAGCAGAGCAAGAUCCCGGAGGCCAUUGAGUACUUCCGCAAGUCGGCCGAUAUUGCACGCACGGAGCCCGAGCUGGUCAACGCCAUCACCUACGAAUAUGCAUCGCGAGCGCAGCUCCAGUUUAUCCGCGACUACCCUGAGCAGGGCGCCGCAUUGAGCCAGAUCGCGAGCUCGCUUAUGUAG
Molecule: messenger RNA, 1830 nt
Organism: Malassezia restricta
Lineage: Eukaryota; Fungi; Basidiomycota; Malasseziomycetes; Malasseziales; Malasseziaceae
Product: mitochondrial import receptor subunit TOM70
Exons: 1
Coding region: 1-1830 (609 amino acids)
Molecular function (GO): protein binding
Source: RefSeq, a predicted model, not a curated record